Molecule: messenger RNA, 1437 nt
Organism: Lytechinus pictus (painted urchin)
Lineage: Eukaryota; Metazoa; Echinodermata; Echinoidea; Temnopleuroida; Toxopneustidae
Exons: 1
Coding region: 1-1437 (478 amino acids)
Source: RefSeq, a predicted model, not a curated record
AUGGACGAUUUGAAGCUGUUUGGUAAGACACAAAGUGACUUGGAGUCUCUCAUCAACACUGUGUGGAUCUUCAGCGAAGACAUCGGUAUGCAGUUUGGGUUGGAUAAAUGUGCAAUGAUUACUCUCAUGAGAGGUAAGCCAGCCAAUGACAACAACUUCCAGAUGCCGAACGGAGAAGAGAUCAGAUCAAUCGAAAGCGGUGGUAGCUAUAAAUAUCUCGGAAUAUUAGAGGCAGAUCAGUUGAAACAUCAAGAAAUGAAGAAGAAGAUUGAGGCAGAGUAUAUCAGGAGAAUUCGGAAGGUGCUCAAAUCCAAACUAAAUGCUGGAAACAUGGUGAAGGCUGUUAACACUUGGGCAGUAGCCCUAGUGAGAUAUGCUGCUGGCAUAGUUGAAUGGAACAAGCUUGAACUCGAAACCCUGGACAGGAAGACAAGGAAGUUGCUAACUAUGCAUGGGAUGUUUCACCCAAAGUCUGAUGUAGAUAGACUUUAUGUGUCAAGAGAGAAGGGAGGACGUGGUCUGGCUGGAAUAGAGGAGACUGUAAGAUAUGAGGAACAAAGCCUAUACUGCUAUAUUGAAGGCCAGAUGGAUAGCAUCAUGACGGCAGUCAAAGAGUCGAUGAGGAAAGGAAAGGAUGUGAUAGCGAAACAGCUGAAGGCUGAUCAAAGGAAAAUGAGACUGGAAGAAUGGAAAGAGAAGGUGAUGCACGGGCAGCAUUUAAGACAGACAGAGGAGUUUGCUGGACCAGAGAGUUGGCAGUGGCUGAAACGAGGACGUUUAAAGAAGGAGACGGAAAGUAUGCUAGUUGCUGCUCAGGACCAAGCAAUUAGAACAAAUUACCGAAGAGCCAAAGUUGAAAAGGAGCAUACAUCUCCCUCAUGUAGAAUGUGUCAUGACAAAGACGAAACGGUGUCUCAUCUGGUGAGUGAAUGCAGCACAGACAGAGUACAAAGGAAGGCACGACAGAGUAGCAGCUGCAGUUCAUUGGGGUCUGGCCAAGAAGUACCAUUUACCCCAUGCGGAAAAAUGGUAUACGAACAUCGGGCAGAGCCUGUAGUAGAGAACGACGAUGUAAAACUUUUAUGGGAUUUUAAUAUCCAGACAGACAAGGUCAUUGAAGCUAGACGACCAGACAUCGUUCUCUUAAAGAAGAAGGAAAAGGAAUGUCUCAUCAUAGAUAUUGCGAUUCCGGGAGACUGCAGAGCUUGGCGUAAAGAGGAGGAAAAGAUACAGAAGUAUAACGAUCUGGCAUGGGAGCUGAGAAGGAUAUGGAAGGUGAAGACGAAGGUGGUACCAAUAGUCAUCGGAGCCUUAGGAACAGUGACAACAAGACACAGAAGCUUUCUUGCUGUUCUAAGAGUCGAGGUGUCCUUUGAAACGAUACAGAAGGCAAGCUUGCUUGGAACAGCUCAUAUCUUACGGAAUGUCUUGAAUUAG